This is a messenger RNA of Hipposideros armiger (great roundleaf bat), 5890 nucleotides long. It is a transcript of the gene DIAPH2, whose product is annotated as diaphanous related formin 2. NCBI's taxonomy places the organism in Eukaryota, Metazoa, Chordata, Mammalia, Chiroptera, Hipposideridae. Gene Ontology annotation, cellular component: actin filament. The record is from RefSeq and is a predicted model, not a curated record. Gene Ontology annotation, biological process: actin cytoskeleton organization; actin filament polymerization. Bases 234 to 3557 code for a protein of 1107 amino acids. The transcript is spliced from 28 exons. Gene Ontology annotation, molecular function: small GTPase binding; actin binding.
AGGGGCAAGCAAAGCUUGUCCCAGCGCCGAGUAGUGGCAACGGCGUGUGGCGUCUGGGGUGCCUGGGAGCUCGGAGUCCCGGGGGCCUGAAAUCGGCAGCUCCCUAGGCAGACACACUCCCCCUCAGGAAGAGGCGCUGCCGAAUCAGCGCGGGGCAGCGGGACCGCCCCGAGGGGCUUCCUUAGUGGAGGAGAGGUGGGGUUACAGGGCACAGGUGACAGGGCCGGAGAAAGAUGGAGCAGCCCGGGGCGGCGGCGCCGGGAGCGGGAGGCGGCAGCGAGGAACCCGGUGGGGGCCGGAGCAACAAGCGGAAUGCGGGGAACCGGGCCGCCAACGAAGAGGAAACGAAAAACAAGCCCAAAUUGAACAUUCAAAUAAAAACUUUGGCAGAUGAUGUGCGUGACCGAAUUACAAGUUUUAGAAAAUCUACUGUCAAAAAAGAAAAACUUCUUAUUCAACAUCCUAUUGAUUCUCAAGUUGCGAUGAGUGAAUUUCCAGCAGCUCAGCCGUUAUAUGAUGAACGAUCUUUGAAUUUGUCAGAAAAGGAAGUACUGGAUCUCUUUGAGAAAAUGAUGGAGGACAUGAACCUUAAUGAAGAACGGAAAGCUCCUUUACGAAACAAGGAUUUUAUCACGAAGCGUGAGAUGGUUGUCCAGUAUAUUUCUGCUACAGCCAAAUCCAUAGUUGGAAGUAAAGUUACGGGAGGGCUGAAAAACAGCAAACAUGAAUGCACCCUAUCUUCACAAGAAUAUGUUCAUGAAUUACGAUCUGGUAUUUCCGAUGAAAAACUUCUUAACUGCCUAGAAUCUCUGAGGGUUUCUUUAACCAGCAAUCCUGUCAGCUGGGUCAACAACUUUGGCCAUGAAGGUCUUGGACUCUUAUUGGAUGUGCUGGAAAAGCUUCUGGACAAGAAACAGCAAGAAAAUAUUGACAAGAAGAAUCAGUAUAAACUUAUUCAGUGCCUCAAAGCAUUUAUGAAUAAUAAGUUUGGAUUGCAAAGGAUUCUAGGAGAUGAAAGAAGUCUUUUACUAUUGGCAAGAGCAAUUGACCCCAAACAACCCAACAUGAUGACUGAAAUAGUAAAAAUACUUUCUGCUAUUUGCAUUGUUGGAGAAGAGAACAUUCUAGAUAAACUUUUAGGGGCUAUAACUGCAGCAGCAGAAAGAAAUAACAGAGAACGAUUUUCACCAAUUGUGGAAGGAUUAGAAAAUCAUGAAGCUUUGCAAUUACAGGUGGCCUGCAUGCAGUUAAUAAAUGCCCUUGUCACUUCACCUUAUGAGCUUGAUUUUCGAAUACAUUUAAGGAAUGAAUUCCUCCGUUCAGGACUAAAAGCAAUGUUACCAGAUCUCAAAGAAAAAGAGAACGAUGAGCUUGAUAUUCAGUUGAAAGUAUUUGAUGAGAACAAAGAAGAUGACCUAACUGAAUUAUCACAUCGUCUCAAUGACAUUCGAGCAGAAAUGGAUGAUAUGAAUGAAAUAUACCAUCUUCUGUAUAAUAUGUUGAAGGAUACAGCUGCUGAAAAUUACUUAUUAUCCAUUCUACAACAUUUUCUGCUCAUCCGAAAUGAUUAUUAUAUAAGGCCACAGUAUUACAAAAUAAUUGAGGAGUGUGUCUCACAGAUAGUGCUGCACUGCAGUGGUAUGGACCCAGAUUUCAAGUAUAGACAAAGAUUAGACAUUGAUUUAACUCAUCUGAUAGAUUCUUGUGUGAACAAAGCAAAAGUUGAAGAAAGUGAACAAAAAGCAGUGGAAUUUUCAAAGAAGUUCGAUGAAGAAUUCAUAGCUCGACAGGAAGCUCAAGCUGAACUUCAGAAAAGAGAAGAAAAAAUCAAAGAACUUGAAACAGAAAUCCAGCAACUUCGAACCCAGGGACAUGGACUCUCAGGUUCUUCAGGAAUUUCCGGUGUUCCUCCAUUGUCAGGUGUGGUUCCACCACCCCCACCACCACCACCACCUCUAUUCGGAGGAUCACUCCCUCCCCCUUCUGCCCCGCCUUUACCUGAAAUGACUGGUUGUAUACCACCACCACCACCACCACCACCACCUUUGUUUGGCGGACCUCCUCCACCACCCCCUCUUGGAGGAGUUCCUCCUCCCCCAGGAGCACCAGUUGAUCUGCCUUAUGGAAUGAAGCAGAAAAAAGUAUAUAAACCUGAGGUGUCCAUGAAGAGAAUCAAUUGGCCAAAGAUUGAACCCAGAGAAUUAUCUGAGAACUGUUUCUGGUUAAAAGUUAAGGAGGACAAGUUUGAAAAUCCAGAUCUCUUUGCAAAACUGGCACUGAAUUUUGCUACCCAGAUAAAAGUUCAAAAGAAGGUAGACGCUUCAGAAGAAAAGAAGGCUGUACCUACAAAGAAGAAAGUGAAAGAGUUGAGAAUUUUGGAUGCCAAAUCAGCCCAGAAUCUGUCUAUCUUCCUUGGAUCAUAUCGUAUGCCAUAUGAAGAUAUCAAAAACAUUAUUCUGGAGGUCAAUGAAGACAUGUUGACUGAGGCCUUAAUUCAGAACCUCAUAAAACAUCUUCCUGAGCAGAAGGUACUCAAUGAAUUAGCACAGCUGAAGAAUGAGUAUAAUGACCUUUGUGAGUCUGAACAAUUCGGAGUUGUGAUAAGCUCAGUGAAAAUGUUGCGGCCUCGUCUCAAUAGCAUUCUUUUCAAACUCACAUUUGAAGAGCACGUAAACAACAUCAAACCAAGCAUCAUAGCAGUAACUCAUGCCUGUGAAGAACUGAAGAAAAGCGAAAGCUUUAACAGACUUUUAGAGUUAGUUCUUUUGGUUGGGAACUACAUGAACUCUGGCUCAAGAAAUGCCCAGUCUUUGGGUUUUAAGAUCAACUUCCUUUGUAAGAUCAGAGAUACUAAAUCGGCAGAUCAAAAAACAACCCUCUUGCAUUUUAUUGCUGAAAUUUGUGAGGAGAAAUACGGGGAUAUCCUGAAAUUUCCUGACGAACUGCAACAUGUAGAAAGUGCAAGCAAAGUUUCAGCUCAAAUUCUGAAGAGCAACCUUGUAGCAAUGGAACAACAAAUUGUUCGUCUGGAAAGUGACAUCAAGAAAUUCCCUGAAACAGGAGAUCGACAUGAUAAGUUUGUGGAAAAGAUGACAAGCUUUUCAAAAAGUGCCAGAGACCAGUAUGAGAAACUACUCACCAUGCACAACAACAUGGUAAAGCUCUAUGAGAAUCUGGGAGAGUACUUCAUUUUUGACUCGAAGACCGUGAGCAUAGAAGAGUUUUUUGGCGAUCUCAGCAACUUCCGUACUUUGUUUCUGGAAGCAGUGAAAGAAAACAACAAGAGACGAGAAAUGGAAGAGAAGACCAGGAGGGCAAAGCUUGCAAAAGAGAAAGCUGAACAAGAAAAGUUAGAACGUCAGAAGAAAAAGAAACAACUCAUUGAUAUGAACAAAGAGGGCGAUGAGACUGGAGUGAUGGAUAAUCUUCUAGAAGCCCUACAAUCAGGUGCAGCGUUUCGAGACCGCAGAAAACGGAUUCCCAGGAAUCCAGAUAACAGACGAGUACCUUUGGAAAGGUCACGCUCUCGCCACAAUGGAGCUAUCCCAGCUAAGUGAUUCCUGAUGCCAAAGAAUAUAAAAAUACUUAAGUAAAGAAAAUCAUACAUUUUGAGAACAAAACAUGCACCCACAGGGAUGGAGAGGAAAGAAGCACGUUUCUGCAAAGAUCAAGCUAAACCGGAUCAAACAGCCUGCAUUUCUAAAGCUAUUAUUGCAAGACUCCUCCUACAAUUAUACUAAUACGAACAUAAUUACUGGGAUUAUAAAAUGUGUGUUCCAUUUUAGUGUAAAGAUGUGUAUUAUUUCUUAGUGCGUGUGACCUGAUGGUGAUGAUGAAAAAUUAAGAAAUUGAAGAGUUCUAAGGCUUUCAAAAACAUUCUGUCUGUCAGAAAUUUACUGUUACUCAAAUUUGCAGGUCACCCCCCCACCACCACCAAACAAAAAGGAAGAAAAGAGAAAAAGAAUAGAAAGAAAGAAUUAUUCACUGUCUGCUUCUGAUUCCUGUGAUAUAGAAAAGGAAAAGGCCACUGAAAAUGUGCAUGUUAAUAAUUUGGAGACGCGCGAAUAUUGCACAUUCUGUAAGAGAAGCCACUUUGGAGACUCAAAACAAGUAACUGCUUCCCAACCCCGCCCCCCACCCCACCCCACCCCCUCAAGUUAUUUAGAAUCUGAUCCCAAGUGAAAGCUGCUGUAUUCACCUGCUUUGGCUGAAAUUAAACUUAGGCUUCAUGGAGAGUUUCAGUAUGCUAUUGCAGGAACUUAUUGCUUAAAGUAAACCAAAGGUUAACAGAAGCAGUUAGAGAGCGUGAUUUAAACUUUAUUUAGAGAAAGUGAUUUAAACUUUAUUUAAGGAAGUAUUUUCUAAUUGUGCACAUAUACCUGAGCUACUUUAUACAAAUAUUUUAUAUGGAUAUUUUUGAGAAAAACCUCACAUUUUAAUGCUAAGGAUGAACCUGAAGAUUCUAUUACCUUUAUUUAGAUUUUAAAAGGUAAAUAUUGAUUCCUUAUCUCUGUGGUCUAUUUCGUCUCUCUAUCGCUUUUUUCUCCCAUGACCCCCACCCCCCUUGACAACAGGGAAUAGAGUUCUAGAAGACCUGAGAGGAAACAGAUUUCUCUCUGCAGGAGGCAGCAGAAAACUAAAAGGUCAAUUGUUUUAUCUGCCUUUCUACUCCCCUUUCCAAUUCUGCCUUGGUGGUCUGAAGAAGACAAAGAAAUUAGAUGUAUGUAUGUGUGUGUGUGUAUAUAUGUGUAUAUAUUUAUAUCUCCUGCUAAAAUAAUUCAACAUCCCAGUGAACUUCUCAGGCAUCAUCAAACUUACUUAUAUUAACAAAUUAAAAUAAUGCCACCAUAAACAACUCUAGGGGGAGAAUAAGCUCUACAUUUUUCUUAAAUCGAUGAGAGCGUAUGAGUUAUACUUGUGUAUUAUUUGCAAGUAUGCAUUGAAAUAAUGUAGUAUAACUUUUCUGGAGUGCAAUUUUAAGACUAAUCCAUGCAGAUGUUUGUGACAAUUGUAAAAGAUUCCUUAUAUGUGUAUAUAAUAUCUUAUAUAGAGAAUCCUAUCUCUACUCCUCCGAAGCACCUUCCAGACAUUCAGAAAGAACAAAGGACUGGCUUGGCAAGUCACCAGCUGAGAUAAACAAGUGACCAAUAGAUCAGUUUCUUUUAUAUCGAUGUCUGAUGACUCAGACUGCUGCCUUUGCCUCCAGUGCAUUCUUACUUGGGUAUUACACUUUAAAAAGCUCUGAAGCUGCUACAAUCGAGAACUCAAAAAGGAUAACAGUAUCCGAGAGUGUAAAUCUUAAGACAGGUGCACAGGCACACACAGGUAAUUUUAAGGGACAUAUCCAUUUCACACACUGUUUUGAGUUUUUUAACAACAACAAGAUUUAGGUUCUACUAAUUUAUGUAAAUGCGUAAUGUAUGUAUUUUUGACUUCAGAAAGUCUUUUCUGAACGCUUCAUGGUAUGGCUUCUUUGAGUCUUAUGAUAGCUUUUUAGGAUGUAGGGAAAAUGAUAUUUUGAAAUAGUAACUAUGACUGAAAUUUAGGGGCAUUUGCCAUGCCAUAUUAUCAGGCUGGUCAAGGUAGAAAUACUGAUGUGUAUCACCUUUUCCAGAUGUGAACCUGCCUUAUUUUCUAGUUUGUGAAAGAGAAUGAAGUACUAUUACUGAUAAAUUAUAUAUUUGUAUGUAGAGUAAUCCCACAUGCUUUCGCAAACAUUGUGAAGCCUCUUCAGGGUCUUUCAUGAAGUUCUGACAAUUGAGUUCAGGGGAUCACUUCCCAGAUUUAUAAUGAUCCUGCUCUAGCCAUUUGCAGUUUUGUUUUAGCUAGACAAGUAUCACCUCAAAAAGUACAUAGUGCCAUUUUUAAUAUAGAACCAAAUUGUACUUAA